This is a messenger RNA of Brassica rapa (field mustard), 4605 nucleotides long. Its product is annotated as dof zinc finger protein DOF1.5. Gene Ontology annotation, molecular function: DNA binding; DNA-binding transcription factor activity. The record is from RefSeq and is a predicted model, not a curated record. NCBI's taxonomy places the organism in Eukaryota, Viridiplantae, Streptophyta, Magnoliopsida, Brassicales, Brassicaceae. Gene Ontology annotation, biological process: regulation of DNA-templated transcription.
UUUGUUUUAAAGAAAAAACAGUUCGAUCUAUUUCUUCCUCUUUUUCUUUAACUUUUAAAUUCUUAAUCGAAAAUAAAGCUCUCGCAUGCAUGUACCCUCAAGGAAAGUGCACCUUUUCCAAUAAAACUAAGCAUAUAUAAAGUUUAGCUUACUAAUUCAUUCCACCUUAUCUAGCAAUAAGUAAACAUUAUUAAUUCUUUUAGAUGUCUCUUUAAAACUGUGGAAUAUGGAACCAUUAGUAUUAAAAGUGGGAACCCGUGGAAAAGAAUUUUUUUUAAUUAACAUGUGAGUAUUUUAGACUUAUGACAGAGCUUAGACUAAUUCACAAAGAGAUGUGUUUCUCACAGAUAAACCAUCUCUUGAUAAUGAAUCCGAAAACAUAGGUCUAUAUAUGUGUGUUAUUUUAUGAAUAAUAUAACUUAGUUUCGCGCAUGUGAAUCGAAGUUGAAAUCUGUUAGUAUCCCAGCCCCAUCUCUUUCCACUUGACCACACUGUGCCAGACUCGGAAAGAAACUUCUUAUCAGUAUGGAACAUGUUCUCCUCAUAAACCUAAUGUAUAUAUAAUUACUGUGGACACAAGAUUAUAGAACUAAUUUACAUUAUGAACACGACCAUGUUGAAAAAAAUAAUAAUUUGAUCUUCUCAUUUGUUUUGAAAGACGGCAAGCUCAAGUAUAUAAAAGCAUAGUCCGAAAUGUUGGGAUAGAAAUGGAUAAUUGAUCAUUUGACAUUUUAUUCUAACAAAAUCAAUAAAGUACAAGUCAUAUCUCUAUAAUAGACAUUAAAGAGAGAAAAUAGUUAAUAAUUCCUGUUCUUUAUUCAUUCGAUUAAUUUUAAAUCACUUUAUUAAAGAUAGGAUUAAAGAACAAAACCCCAUACAAAAGAUUUUGCUUUUGUUUUAAAAGAGAGCUUUUUAUAAAGUUAAUUUCCGAACCCAAAAGAAACAGUACUAAUGAACAUAUUAAGAUUUCAAGGGAAAAAAUAAAAUAAAAAUGGGCAGCCAACAGAAAUUAGUCACCUAAUUCAUUGAAACCUUAAGAAAAGAAAGAAAGAUGGCUGAAGACAAGGUAUCCCACCUUUACAAGUAACAACUAAUUAUGUGUGCUUAUUAUAUACACACGCAUAUACAUAUAUAGUUUUAUCUAUGCAGAACAUGACUAGCCUUCCUUUGUUCUUAUAAUGCACAUUUGUCUAGGAAAUUUACCACGCAAUGUAAUAUGUAUUAGUACUCCAUAUCCAUCGAACAUGCAUGUGAUCAAAAUUCUAGAAUGAAGAAUCCAAAAUUCUAUAAUAGUUAUAUGUGUACAAUAUAAUUUUUCUUACAAAAGUUAAAAUUAUACUUGUGUACCUCAACUGUCUCUCAAUUAAUUUGGCUAUAAAUUUUUUUUAGCUAUAAACAUAUUUCAAUCACAUUGAGAGGAUUAUGAAUAAAGUCAGCAAAAGCAUUGGUGCACAAAAAAAAAAGAAUAACGUCAGCAAAAUUAGCUCAAUGAACGUAUAUUUUCAACACAUAUAAUAUAUAUUUUACGCACAGUUAUAUUCUCUUUUUGAAUAAGUCUAUUAAAGUUUUCCUCAGUUUAUUAUUAUAUCUAACUUAAAAGUCGAUCUCUUUUAAAAGGACUUAAAAGUUGUUCUUUUCUGCGACUGUGUAGUAUAAAGGUUCCAAUGAAAAAACAUAUAUGUAUGAAAGCACGAUUUUGAGAAGAAAAGAGAAACAUGAACAUCGAUCAGUGCUUUCUUUUUUCUUUUUCUUUUUCUCUUCUUUUGUUUUCUCCCUCUCAUCUUUAUCACUUUCUUUUAAAUUAACCAACGAACGUGAAUUACGUAUAUUCAUUAAAAUAAAAUAUGUUGUAGAAACAUGCUUUGCUAAACUUUAUUUAUUUAUUUAUUUACUUAUGUGACUACUAAUUUGUUUUAUUUUCCAACUCGAUAUCUGCUCAACCAUUUUAUUAUUUGAUCAAACAAAACUGCAGAAACUAUAUUGGUACAAUUUUACACUGUGAAUUACCUAUAAGAAGGGACACAGGUGGUUCCUUUUGGGUUUGAUAAAAUUCAACCGAAGAGAAAAAAUAUUAAAAUACAGAUUAUCUUCCAUUUGGUUGAAACUCCUUCAAAUCAGAUGUUCCAUAUCAUCAUACAUGAACCCAUUGCAUAAUCUUCCAACACCAAGUUCAAAUGUUAGAUUGAUUUCGUAAUUCUUUAGUCGUUCUUCAAUUUAAUUACUUAAAACAAAAAUAUGUUAUUAUAUCAAUCUAUACGCUAUUGAUUUGUUACCUUUCAUAACUGUUACAAAUCGAACCCUUCUGAUAUACAAACUAAAAAAUGUUAGUCAGCUAAAACAAGAAGGAAUGGAAGAUGCUUCUGCGAAUUUAAAGAGAAUUGUCUAAUAUCUAGGGAGACUAAUUGGGUUUUGACUAGUGACAUUUGUUAUUGUGGCACCAGAAAAGACUAUCCUGCAUAGUUCAUUUAUUGGUAGUGACUAAAGAUAGUUACAUAUAGUAAAAUAAUUAAUUGCGUAUAAAUCUUCAAAAAGUCAUGAAAAAGAUAAACAAAAGCAUUAUUCCAACAAAAACAAAUACAAUUUGGGAGAAAAGGAAAAGGAAUACACACAUUUUGUUUUGAAAGCAGUAAGUAAUAAAUGUGCCAACUAUAUUCUUUCUAUAUGUAUUCUCCCUACUAACAGUUUUGCUUACGGAUGGGCAUUCGAGUUCGGUUUGCAUCAAUUUUAAAUUUUCGGGGUUAAAAGUUUAAGUUCCAUUAAGGUAUCUAUAAAAUUUGUUUGGGUUUGGAUAAGGUCUUUGUAAAUCUGUUUAAAUUAUGUAAAGUAGUCAAUAGUUUCAAAAAAUUUAAAAUCCAAAAAAAAUAACAUAUAUAUUUGAACUAUGUAUGAUCAAAUAUCUAAAACUAACAUGAAAACUAGUUCAGUUUGGAUAUUUAGUUGAAGAAUCAAUAUGUAUUUCCGUUUUUUGGAUAUCUUCUGCUAUUGCAAGUAUUUAUUUUUGGAUUUUUUUUUAAAUUACGUAUUUUACAUAAAUUUGAGUAUUUGAAUAUUUUAAAUUUUAAAAUAAAUAUAUUUAAAUAUAUAAUUGUGAUUCAAAUAUUUUUCGUAUACUUGAAAUAUUUUGGUUUUGAGUUGAUUUCAGUUCUAAUUCAUUAAAAAUUAAAGAUUUGGAUCCAUUCAUGUAUUUUACAAGCUUUGAUUCAGAGUUAAUAUAACUUUUUAGAUGAGAUUCGGUUCUGUCUUUCGGAUCCAAUUAUUUUGGUCGACCAUUUACUCUCCUUUCCUACGAAAACGAUAUAAUAAUGCAGAAAUCCUUUUAGAUAAAAGAAAAAAAAAUCAAAAUCUUCAUCCUAUAAAACUAUAAACGUCUCUUCUCUCUUUCAUCACUGCAAGAAACUUAAUCACAACUCUCCUUUUCACUCUCUCUUCUCAUUUUCAAUGGCGACCCAAGAUUCACAAGGGAUCAAACUCUUCGGCAAAACCAUUACAUUCAACGCCAGUAAUAUCACAACAACGACGAUUAAAAAAGAAGUGCACCAGCAACAGCCAGAGCUACAAGCAACAACAGACGUCAGAUCAUCAUCAACGGAUCUAACGGCGGUGGAGAAGCGUCCAGACAAGAUUAUAGCAUGUCCGAGAUGCAAGAGCAUGGAGACUAAGUUCUGUUACUUUAAUAAUUAUAACGUUAAACAACCAAGACACUUCUGCCGAGGUUGUCAGCGUUACUGGACCGCCGGUGGAGCUCUUCGGAAUGUUCCCGUCGGCGCCGGUCGUCGGAAAGCCAAACAUCCGGGCCGUGUUGGUGGAUUCGCCGAGUUUCUUGGGGCUGCGACUGGAGCGGUCGAUCAGGUCGAGCUUGACGCUUUGCUGGUGGAAGAGUGGCGAGCAGCUGCGUCUCACGGUGGUUUCCGGCAUGACUUUCCGGUGAAGAGACUCCGUUGCUACACCGAUGGUCAAUCUUGUUAAAUAUUCUAUAAUUUUAAAUUUUCUUUUUAAUAUUAUUUGUUUUCGUUUGGGUUUGGUUUAACUCGUUAGAAAGAAAAUGGUUAAAUUUGCUUACUCACGUACAGGCUAGCAACAAAAAUUAACUAGUUGAUUAAUUAGGAGGGUUUAAUACUUGCCUGUCUACUAAACAGCUGUCGCUUUUUCAUCAAUUUCUCUUUGUCGAAUCUUCAGUUGUAAAUUGAAGCUCGUGGGAUUUUUCUUCUAUUAAGAAUUCGGAGUCGUUGACCAUUAAUUACCCCUUAAUUAAAACAAAUUGUUUCAAGAUCUGUAUACUAUAUAAGAUUAGAUCAGCUUCGUUUAGCCGAUAUAAAGUUUAAUCUCUGUAGCUUAAUUUGUUUCGCUUAAGUGUACGUAAAGUUAAGCAAAGAUUUUUGACAUAUUAGUUAGUCUUCAUAUAACUUCUAACCACGAAACCUCAUUCAAUUGGACACUUAAGUUUUCACUUUUCAAGCUACAAAACAAUCACACAAUAAUCGUAAACCUACAAAAAUAGUAUUAUACAGCACAAACAGCUUUAUAGUAUAAAAUAUAUUAACUGUGAAUGAAGAAAAAAUGAACAAAGUAAGCUAAAUGUUGUAUUUCUAACAAGACCACUGGUGA